Messenger RNA from Aspergillus nidulans FGSC A4, 3114 nucleotides. RefSeq names its product protein kapN. The transcript is spliced from 5 exons. Gene Ontology annotation, biological process: nuclear export. Gene Ontology annotation, cellular component: nucleus. The record is from RefSeq and is a predicted model, not a curated record. Bases 1 to 3114 code for a protein of 1037 amino acids. NCBI's taxonomy places the organism in Eukaryota, Fungi, Ascomycota, Eurotiomycetes, Eurotiales, Aspergillaceae.
AUGUCCAUGGACCACUCAGAUCAGGCCUGGGCCAUUGAUGGGGCAAAGAAGCUUGUUUUGGAGCUUUAUGACCCAGCAAACACGGGCAACCCCGCCAAGAUCAAUGAGAUUCAGGAGCUUCUUCAGAACCUGCAAAAAGGGCCCCAUGCCUGGGUCAUCGCGAACUGUCUUCUUACCGAACAGAGCCCAGACCUCAGGUUCUUCGGUGCGCUAACCUUUACUGUAAAAAUUAACCAUGAUUGGCAUAACCUAGCCGACCAUGAUGCUUACGAGCUUAUUGGGCGGCUGAUAGAUCACUAUGUAUUCCUGGUCAAUGAAGGGGAGCGUGUUGUCAUACGGAAACUCGCCUCGACUCUUGCAACCAUUUUUCUCAAGGCAGAUGCUCCUUGGAGCCGUGCUGUCUUGAGAUUAGCUGUUUCUUUGGCCAACGGUAAAAGUGUACCCGAGGACCAAUGCGCAUCAAUCAGUCUGCAAGAUGUACUUCCAGCACUGUCUGAGAUUCAGGUGAUCUCGCUACUCUAUUUCUCAAAAAUCUUAGCAGAAGAGAUAGGUCGCUCGGGGGGAGAAUCACGGAAGCCGGAAGAUACUCGCCGCAUCUCUGAGAAUCUUGGGGAUGCUUUCUUGCUUGUGGAUUUUGUCCUCUCUCAGAUAUUGAAGCAUGAUGUCUCCGGUGGGUCUGUCGCUAACGAAGUUCCUGGGACAGAGGCAAUCAACUCUUACCAUUCUUGGAUAUUCGUUCGGAGUUCGCUUCAACUGCAUGAUGCUAUUUCUGUCCCACAGUUGGCGUCUGCCACGAAUUGCGUUAUAGGGAGCCUGAACAUCCCGUAUUUAUCAAAGACAGCCGGUCAUAUUCUGACUGAGAUUAUGGGUCGCCGUGAGAGUGUGCUGUCACCGAGUCAUAUUGAGGCUAUACUAGACUACGUCAUUAGUGUUGCCGGUACCGCACAUAUUGCAUCUCUUAUGGAAGGCGACUUCGAAGAUGAGAAUAUGACCUUCAUCGAACUGCUGCUGUCGUUGGCCACCCGAAAACAGGCGCAAAUAUUCACCCAAUAUCUAGACGAGAAGCACGAAAAGGUGCUAGCUCUAAUCCAUACCUUGUUCAAAUCACCUGGUUAUGCCGCAGUGGAAGACACUGCGUCCCCCUUGGCCCUGGAGUGGUGGACUGAAGCCGCCGACGACCUUCAAGACAGCUUUUUAGACCCCGGAGAACAGAAAGGCCCGGAAACAGCCAAGUUGAAUCUUGCUCGUGCUGCUCUGGACUGCUUCGAGAAGCUAAAGUACCCGACGCCGGAAGAGCUGUGUGGCUGGAGCGACGAUGACCGCGCUGAAUUUGGGUCGUUCCGGAGAGACGUCUGCGAUUUUCUGCUUGCAAUAUAUCCUAUUUUAGGGGUGGAUCUGGUGCAAGUAUUUCAAGCGCAUGCAAGGACUUCUCUUGCAAAUCAAGAUUGGAGAACGUUCGAGGCAGCCAUUUUCUGUGUCGCCCAGCUUUCCGAGGCUGUUGAUGAAAACCAACACGCUGAUGACUGUUUGAACGCAAUAUUUUUCUGUGACGAGUUCACCCGCCUAUGCGAAGAUGAUGGGAUCAUGAUCCCCGGUAAAGCUCGCCAGACCCUGGUGGAUAUGCUCGGGAAAUACAGGUCAUAUUUCGAACGCACCCAGGCUUUGCUUCCUCGGGUGCUUACAUUUCUGUUCUCUUCUUUGAAUCUGGCAUCAUGUGCCCCAGCAGCCUCAAAGUCAAUAGCGCACCUCUGCAACUCAUGCCGCAAUGCUCUCAAGGUGGAACUGCCGGCGUUUAUUGGCCAGUUCGAGCUAUUCCGGAGCAAGCCUACUGCUACUACGCAAACUAUGGAGAGAGUAUUGGAGGGUAUCGCAGCCAUAAUUCAAACUCUGCCUACGGAUGAAGAAAAGUCUCAGUUCCUAGAAGGAAUCCUGAAAUUUUUCCUUGAACAAGCCGAGAUAGCUAGGACUGAAGCAGCACAAGGAUCUAUAGAACCCGCGCGCAUGCGCGGCCACAUGGUUCUUCGUUGUCUUGCGAGCAUAGGAAAAGGUUUAAGAACAGAUGAAGUGGUGGAUCUCAACCAGAACAAAGACGAAGGUCCGUAUCCGCCCACAUUCUGGAACUCGGGAAACGGCGCUGUAUCACAAAACCUGAUAAUGCAAUGUAUGCGCCUUCUCAUGACGGACUUCCCCUUCGAUGCAGCUAUUAUCGAAGCUGCGUGUGAUGUUUUGAAGGCUGGCUAUACUGAAAGCACGGGCCCUUUUGUCUUCCCUCCCUCGUUGACCGUUGACUUCGUUAAAAGCAUACCGCUGGGAACCCCCGGGGCUGAUUUGGUGAUGGGUACAGCUUCUGCUUUUCUAGCUUCCCACAGCGCACACCCAGAGAAGGUAGGUGAGGAGGCUGUCGCACUAAUUCUUCAUGUGUACGGCACUUUCUGUUGGGUGCAAGAGAAGCCGGAGCUUUAUGACCCCGAACUCGCGAACAGCGGCCUUGACUUUCUCACUCGACUGCUCCCUAAAUACUAUCCUUACCUGUUCAGCCUUACAUAUACACCCCAGGGAGCUGGGCAACGACCGCCGGUCAUUCAAGCAAUCUCAAACUUCACUCUCCUUUCGCUGCAAGGGCCAGAGCCUAUCCCUCUGCGCUCAGCAUCCCAGUUCUGGGUGAGCGUUUUCAAUCUCCCUAACGAGGCCGAGGCCGUGCAGCACACAAUUCAUAAUUGUUUGCCUGCACUUUGUCGUGUAUUGGUUACGCAACUGGCGGGUCGGUGCGCCCGAUCGGAUAUCGAGCAUCUCACGGAUGUGCUCAGACGGAUUGUUUUCAAGCAGCAGGGGCAUGCGCGCCCGCAUCUCACUGCCGCACUGGCGGACUUAGAAACUGAACAUCUUGGCCAUCCCCACGCCCGGAUCCCUUCCCCAGAAGAGAGGCAGCGCUUCCUAGCGUCUUUGUUUGCCGCACGAGGUUCCAGACAGCAAACUCUCCAGAUAGAUAUCAAUAACUCGACGAAGUCAACGACGAAUAUGAAGAUUCAUUUGGCCAUGACUGUAGCUUCGGAUUCUGUCCCUGCCAAGCUUUGCGAGGCCAAUAUGGCAAUUUGCUUACUAUACCGGUCUUGA